AUGUCGCGCACAUGUCUUGCCCGUCUCCGCCUCCACACGAGUUCGCCCGGCUCGGCCAAGUCGGCCGCCCGGCUCGCCCUUCCAAGAGCUCCCUAUUCGUCGGCAGCCUCCAUGCCACACCGGCACAAGGUGCUCGUCGUCGGCGCCGGCGCGGCAGGCCUCAGCGUCAGCCACCAGCUCCUGCGGUCGGGCAAGUUCGCAAAAGGUGACAUUGCGGUUGUGGAUCCUGCCGAUUGGCAUCAUUACCAGCCCGGCUGGACGCUUGUCGGCGCCGGUCUAAAGGAUAAAAAUAAGCUUAAAAUGCGGACCGAGGACCUUAUUCACGCCAAGCUCAAGUUGUACAAUGACAGCGUUGGCGCCUUCACGCCCCAGGACCAUUGCGUCACCUUGGAGACGGGCACCAGGAUCCAGUACGACCAGUUGGUUGUAUGCCCGGGCAUCAACAUCAAGUACGACAGCAUCAAGGGCUUGCCCGAGGCCCUGGCGAACCCUGACGCGCCCAUCUCAACCACCUACGGCUACCACACGUGCGACAAGGUCUAUCAGAAUGUUCAAAAGAUGAAGAGCGGCGUGGCCAUCUUCACCCAGCCGACUGGAAUUGUGAAAUGCGCCGGCGCACCGCAAAAGGCCAUGUGGCUCGCGCUGGACUACUGGAAGCGAGCUGGACUCUACCGCCCCGGCUCCGAGCAGGAUUCCAGCAUCAAGGUCAGCUUUGCCACCGGACUCCCGGUCAUGUUCGGCGUUGCCAAGUACAGCGCCACGCUGGACCAGUUGCGACGCGAGCGCGGCGUCGAGGGCCUCUUCCAGCACGACUUGGUUUCCAUCGACGGCAACCAAGCCACGUUUGUGCUACCCGACGGCAAGCAGGUUGCGCGUCGAUUCGACUUUCUCCACGUCGUUCCCAAAAUGGGGCCGCACGCCUUCGUCGCCAACAGCCCUCUGGCCGACGCAGCCGGCCUGGUGGACGUGGAUAGCAGCACGAUGCGGCAUCGGGCAUUCAGCAACGUCUGGGCCCUCGGCGAUGCGUCCAACCUCCCCACGUCCAAGACGGCCGCGGCUAUUACCGCCCAGGCCCCCGUUCUUGUUUCCAAUUUGCUCUGUGCGCUGGAGGGGGCCAAGACGAAUGCCGUGUAUGAUGGGUAUACUUCGUGCCCUCUCACCACCGAGUACGGCAAAGUCCUGCUCGCCGAGUUCAAGUACGGCGGCGAGCCAAAGGAGACGUUUGGGAAGCUGGUCAAUCAGGCUGUCCCGGGCCGGGGGUUUUAUUACCUCAAGAAAGAUUUCUUUCCCUGGGUGUAUAAGAAGUUUAUGGUCAAGGGGGCUUGGGGCGGUCCAAAGGGCUUCAUUCGACAACGAUAG
Molecule: messenger RNA, 1359 nt
Organism: Metarhizium brunneum ARSEF 3297
Lineage: Eukaryota; Fungi; Ascomycota; Sordariomycetes; Hypocreales; Clavicipitaceae
Product: Sulfide:quinone oxidoreductase
Cellular component (GO): mitochondrion
Molecular function (GO): sulfide:quinone oxidoreductase activity; FAD binding
Source: RefSeq, a predicted model, not a curated record